Molecule: messenger RNA, 3027 nt
Organism: Otolemur garnettii (small-eared galago)
Lineage: Eukaryota; Metazoa; Chordata; Mammalia; Primates; Galagidae
Gene: OCLN
Product: occludin
Exons: 9
Coding region: 793-2361 (522 amino acids)
Biological process (GO): bicellular tight junction assembly
Cellular component (GO): apical plasma membrane; bicellular tight junction; cytoplasmic vesicle
Source: RefSeq, a predicted model, not a curated record
UCUGGGGGCGGGGGGGAGGACCCUGACGUCGUGCUGUGUACACUGCAUUGUACACCUUGUCUUGCCGGAUGAAGUGACUGACGCCAGCAUCUACAGAAGUUCCCCUUCAUUUUAACCAUCCAGAGAUUUAGAAAUAGCUCCAAAACUUACGAAAGACUUGACUUGAAAAUUUUCCAGGAGUCGUUCACUGAAGCAACACAUCUGGAUACUUUCCAAUAAAAGUUUAAUCAAAUUUUAGGAGCAGGAAAGUGUCCUGUUCUGAGCUCCCUCGGACCCCCUUCCAGGAGGAAAAUAGCUCCUCCACACCUUACCCCACCUCUCCAGUCAAACACUCCCCGGUUCCACCGAAGCAGGCAGAGCUCGCAGCGCGACUCAAGGGGGUGCGGGACCACCCUCAGCCUCGGGGUAGUCCGAGUGUCUCCUCUGCGUCCCCAGCUCCCCCCGACUCCCCUAAACCUCCGGCGGAACGCAGCGCUGUUCCUUUAAUAAUCGCGCUGGAAGGGUGUGCGGAGAAGGGCUGAGCCCUCCCGCCUCCUCCUCCACCGCUCCCUUCCCCUCCUCCCUCCCAUCUGAGUUUCAGGUGAAUGGGUCACUAAGGAAGGAGGCCGGCCACACCGCACCUUCUCGCUCGCGCCCACUUUCCCCUCCCUGCUUCCUCAGGCGCUGGCGGCAGGACUCCCGGAGGAGCGAGCCAGAGCGCGGAGGAGCGGACCCAGGAGCAGCAGAUUGGCUUAUCUCAGGAGCUGCUCAGCAUUGCUCAUCCUGAAGUUCAGGUGACCAUUGAUAUCAGCCAUGUCAUCAAGGCCUUUUGAAAGUCCACCUCCCUACAGACCUGAUGAAUUCAAACCGAAUCAUUAUGCACCAAGCAAUGACAUGUAUGGUGGAGAGAUGCAUGUUCGACCAAUGCUUUCCCAGCCAGCAUAUUCUUUUUACCCAGAAGAUGAAAUUCUUCACUUCUACAAGUGGACCUCCCCUCCCGGAGUGAUUCGGAUUCUGUCUAUGCUCAUUAUCGUGAUGUGCAUUGCCAUCUUUGCCUGUGUUGCCUCCACACUUGCCUGGGACAGAGGCUAUGGAACUGCCUUGUUAGGAGGUGGUAUAGGCUACCCUUAUGGAGGAAGUGGCUUUGGUGGCUACGGAAGUGGCUAUGGCUAUGGCUACGGCUACGGUUAUGGCUACGGAGGCUAUACAGAUCCCAGAGCGGCCAAGGGCUUCUUGUUGGCCAUGGCUGCCUUUUGCUUCAUUGCUACAUUGGUGAUAUUUGUUACCAGUGUUAUACGAUCUGAAAUGUCCAGAACAAGAAGAUAUUACUUGAUGGUGAUAAUAGUGAGUGCUAUCCUGGUCAUCAUGAUGUUUAUUUCCACAAUUGUCUACAUAAUGGGGGUCAACCCCACUGCCCAGUCUUCUGGGUCUAUCUAUGGUUCACAGAUAUAUGCCCUCUGCAACCAGUUUUAUGCACCUGUAACUACUGGAGUCUACGUGGAUCAGUAUUUGUAUCACUUCUGUGUGGUGGAUCCCCAGGAGGCCAUUGCCAUUGUACUGGGGUUCUUGGUUAUUGUGGCUUUUGCUUUAAUAAUUUUCUUUGCUGUGAAAACUCGAAGAAAGAUGGACCGCUAUGACAAGUCAAAUAUUUUAUGGGACAAGGAACACGUUUAUGAUGAGCAGCCCCCCAACGUUGAGGAGUGGGUUAAAAAUGUGUCUGCAGGCACACAAGACAUGCCUCCGCCCCUCUCUGACUAUGCGGAGAGAGUUGACGGUUCCUUGGCAUACUCUUCCAAUGGCAAAGUGAACGACAAGCGGUUUUAUCCAGAGUCCUCCUAUAAAUCCACACCGGUGCCUGAGGUGGUUCGGGAGCUCCCAGUGGCUUCACCUGUGGAUGACUUCAAGCAGCCUCGUUACAGCAGCAGCAGUAACAUUGAGACACCUUCAAAAAGGGCUCCCACUAAGGGCAGAGCAGGAAAGACGAGGAGAACGGAGCAAGACCACUACGAGACGGACUACACAACUGGUGGCGAGUCCUGUGAUGAGCUGGAGGAGGACUGGAUCAGGGAAUAUCCACCUAUCAUCUCAGAUCAAGAAAGACAACUCUACAAGAGAGAUUUUGACACUGGCCUGCAGGAAUACAAGCGCUUACAAGCAGAACUUGAUGAGAUCAAUAAAGAGCUCUCUCGUCUGGAUAAAGAAUUGGAUAACUAUAGAGAAGAAAGUGAAGAGUACAUGGCGGCUGCUGAUGAAUACAACAGACUGAAGCAGGUUAAGGGAUCUUCAGAUUACAAAAGUAAGAGGAAUUAUUGCAAGCAGCUGAAGAGCAAAUUGGCACACAUCAAGAAGAUGGUUGCAGACUAUGAUAGACGGAAAACAUAGAAGGUGGACGCCACAUAGUUUGAGAAAUUAAGUAUCUGUCUGAUUUCUCUGCAGUGUUCUCAGAAGGCAGAUGACUUGGAUCAUAACCCAGGAAGUCAAACUUUUCUGAUCAUUAUAGACUUUGGUUGCUUUAAUAUCAUCAGUGUUGAAGCAUUUAUCAAUAGGCUUUCAUAAUGAACUGGGCUAAACACUCCAGUUAAGGAUUUUAUGCUUUAAACAUGGGUUCUUGUAUUAAGAAUGAAAUACCAUUUAAAGUUUUUAAACCAUAAGGGAAGGUCCUGGUGUGAACUGUGUGGUGAACUUUCACAUACCAGACAGCAUCUUAAUAUUUACAUAUGUGCAUUCAUUCACACAGAUCUCAUUUAAUCCUCCCAGUAACUGUUCAGAUAACUAUUAUUUAUAAUCAUUUCUUUUCAGAUAAAGAAAGUAGGUCUCGUAGGUCUCUGCAGUGAAGUCUCUGGAAAGUGAGACUGGCUUAUUUCCUAGCACACAGAUUUGGUUAAGUCUGUUUUAUGACUAUUUAAUAAUAAAUUCCCUGGUCUUUCAUAUUUUAGCUACUGUGUAUACUGCAUUCUCCCAGCCUCCCUGUUGAUUUUUUUCUGUUGUAUAAAUGGUUAAGAGUUUUUUCUUGUUUUAUGUUAUCCUAAUAAUAAAGAGCAUGUAAAA